CAGAAGGUCAUAAAGUGUCCUCUCUAGCAGAAGGCCGUUACAGAAUCCUGACAGUUGGUAUCAGAUGAAAUGUUUAGAAACUCCAACGGUUCUGAGAACAGCAGAGACAUCUUUGAUGAUCCAGGUAAGACUUCAGAUAUCUUCUUUCUUCCGCGUGUAGAAUGACUCAAAAAAUAUGCAAAGCUAGCAUUAUAUCUAAAUAAUUUUAUGCAACUUUACUUAGCGCAGACUACUUUACUUAACUCAAAAUAGCUUCAAAUACAGCAGCUAACUGGUGAGCUAAUGUCAACGUUAGCCUAACAAGCUAAUGCUAGCUAACCGUAACGUUAGAAGUUAGCGUUAGCGUUAGCAUUUUCAGCUUUUGUGUCUUGGGCACAACUAACAAUUUACAGUAUUUUUUUGGAAGCUAACACUAUCCCUACGUUAUAUUGGGUUAACUUCGUAUGAGUUUUCAAUUUGUUAUAUUUUGUAACUAAGUUGCUCCUACUUAUUGGUAUAAGUGCAGUCUAUCUUAGUUCUAACUGGUGCCAAAGGUGGAUUAGCAUUAGCUUACUAACUGAUGACGGUUGGUGUGAUAUUAAGAUGAGGGGGCGCGCUGUGUUCACCAGCUUUACCUCAGUUUUUACUUCUAACUUUACAGAUAAAAACAUGGAUAUUGGUGGAAGUUUACUCCCUAGUUGCGUCAACCCCAGUAACUUCCCUGCCAAACUCUGGCGUUUGGUGAACAACCCGCUGAAUGAAGCCAUCUUCUGGGACAAAUACGGACAAUUGGUCGUCAUUGAUCAAGAUCUCUUCGAGAGACAGGUCCUGUGUCCGUCCACCGUCUCCUCGGACAGCGCCGACGCUUUCAAGACGACCAACUUCUCCAGCUUUGUCCGCCAGCUCAAUCUGUACGGCUUCAAGAAAGCGGAAGCAGCUGAUACAGGCGCCGGGGGCCAUUCACUGUUUCAUCAUUUUUACAACCCAAACUUCAAGCGAGACCGCCCUGAACUUGUUGCAAGUAUGAGGAGACUCACUGCCGACUACAAGGCCAAGGUGCAAGCGGGUGUGGUCGUGCCAAGGCAGCCGGCGAGCCGACCCCCGCGAUACAGCUCCGGUGAUGAAGGGCAAGAUCAAAAGAGGAAACGAGGCAAUUCUUCACUGCUUAGCCCCAAACAUCAGGAGUCAACUCCUCGUUACCAUCCAAAUAAAGCUCAGGUCAUGACAGCGUACAAUGGAACCCCAAUCCCACCACAGUUCCCGACAAGGGGUCUUGGUGCAGCUUUUGGGCCUUCUGUCUUUGCGACAGACAAAGGGAUGCUAGCGUCUUUAAGCCACCGCUCCACUGCAGAACCCUCAAGCCCCAGUGCUGUGCACUUUCAGCAGAGUUUACUGGCCCGUCCAUACCAUGUAAAUCCAAAUUUCACCACUUAUACUGGUCAUCAGCCUGGCUUCUGUUCCCCAUUUUGCCAGUCUUACCAUCCGAGCCUUUUGGCAUCACCCAUGGCACGAAGUGGGCUUCAGACAGGGCUGUUCUCUCCCCACAGUUAUUACCAGGCUAGCUAUCCUUGCAAUGUGAUGUGUCAUGGGGACAACAACCAGGACUCAAAGCAACACCAGGAUGAGAAAAAAUGUGACAUUAACUUGGACACAGUUUUCCAGAUUGCAGAUGAGGUGAUGCAAACCCUGCCCAGUAACAGCCUGGUUGGAGCUGUGACCCCCGUGAAGCCAGGCGCUGCAAUAGUGCCAUCCUCCAACACCUCUAGCACCAUGCUGCGUGACAGCUCUGCCAACACUGUGAAAGUUGAACCUUUAAGACCUUGGCCCAUCAUAACAGCUGUGGUGGGCAAUGUUGAUUUGAUGACAUACAAACAGGAGGAGGAGUCUGUGGUUUCAGUACCAGAGCAGAUGCCUGAAGAUGCGAUAAAUGAGGCUACCAGCGAUGAUGCAACGCACACUGAGGAUGUAUAUGUCGAGGUUUGCGACACUCUGAGGGAUACCAGUCAGUCCAGAUGCACAGGACGUACACCAAGUCUUUAG
Molecule: messenger RNA, 2019 nt
Organism: Epinephelus moara (kelp grouper)
Lineage: Eukaryota; Metazoa; Chordata; Actinopteri; Perciformes; Serranidae
Gene: hsf5
Product: heat shock transcription factor family member 5
Exons: 5
Coding region: 583-2019 (478 amino acids)
Biological process (GO): regulation of DNA-templated transcription
Molecular function (GO): DNA-binding transcription factor activity; sequence-specific DNA binding
Source: RefSeq, a predicted model, not a curated record